Molecule: messenger RNA, 1195 nt
Organism: Pogoniulus pusillus (Red-fronted tinkerbird)
Lineage: Eukaryota; Metazoa; Chordata; Aves; Piciformes; Lybiidae
Gene: COMMD10
Product: COMM domain containing 10
Exons: 7
Coding region: 55-654 (199 amino acids)
Source: RefSeq, a predicted model, not a curated record
CCGGCGCUUGGCCCUGCUGGGCUGCCGUCGUGAGGGAGGAACGCAGAGGCAAUUAUGGCGGCGUGCAUCGUCCCCGAGAGUGACAGCAUCCGCAGGGCCGUGUCGCUGCUCAACGCCGUGGACUCGGGUCGGUUCCCCCGGCUUCUCUCCCGCCUUCUGCAGAAACUGCACCUGAAGGCUGAAAGUAGCUUCAGUGAAGAGGAGGAAGAAAAACUUCAAAUAGCUUUUUCAUUGGAAAAGCAGGAUCUUCAUCUUGUUCUUGAAACUAUAUCAUUCAUUUUGGAACAGGCGGUCUAUCAUAAUUUGAAGCCUUCUUCAUUGCAACAACACCUGCAAAGCAUUCACCUGGAUCAAGACAAAGCUGAUGCAUUUGCCAGUGCAUGGGCGGCUGUGGGUCAAGAUACAAUUGAGAAGUUCAGGCAGAGGAUUUUGACCCCUCAGAAGCUUGAAACAAUUGGAUGGCAGCUUAAUCUUCAAAUGGCAGAGUCCAUGCAAGUGAAGCAGAAGUCUCCUCGAGCCAUAUUAGAGCUGGGAGUGAGCAAUGAAGAUUCAAAGAACCUGAAGAAAGUGUUUGUGGAAUUUAGUCAUCAGGAGCUGUUUGAGUUCUAUAACAAGCUGGAAACUAUACAAGCACAGCUGGAUUCCCUUACAUGAUGGUUUGGAAGACUUAUUUCUCCAUCACACUCCUUCCAUUAUUUUUGAAUUGAAGAUAGAUUGCCAAGUUGUGUUUGCUGAAGGACUGAGCAGAUUGCUUCCUGUAAAAUUAUAUGGCUUAUCUCCUUUUUAGACCAGUAACAUUAGCCAAACAUCUUUGUUGAGAGUCUGAAGAUUCUAAUGGACUUUCUCUUUUUUUUCUAUGAGCAAUUAUGAAAAAUGGCUUCACUUGCAGGAGGAAAAAAAAAAAAACCCAAAUCACAAAGCAACCUCCCCCAAAAAACCUCUCAGAAACAACAACAACAACAAAAAAAAAGUGCUACCUGCUUUGGACUUUUGCAAGAAUUUUUUGUCCUUUUGUGUGUGUUACUGGAUUCUGCUGGAAAUUCACAUACUAGUGAGGGACCAAGAAUAAUAUGUUUUAGAUAUAAAAAUAAUGUAAAACUGGUAAGAAUAUACACAACCUUCUGAAUUGUUGCUCACACAAUUGCUAAUGCUUUUUGCUAAAUUUAUCAAAAUAAACUGAGAAUUCAAAAAUAAA